Molecule: messenger RNA, 8664 nt
Organism: Sceloporus undulatus (fence lizard)
Lineage: Eukaryota; Metazoa; Chordata; Lepidosauria; Squamata; Phrynosomatidae
Gene: TENM1
Product: teneurin transmembrane protein 1
Biological process (GO): neuron development; heterophilic cell-cell adhesion; signal transduction
Cellular component (GO): neuron projection; membrane
Molecular function (GO): protein heterodimerization activity; protein homodimerization activity; cell adhesion molecule binding
Source: RefSeq, a predicted model, not a curated record
CAGCAGCUCCCAAAGCAGCGGUUUUUCAAGCGCUGCUUGCGCUCGGGAGGCAGAGCGAUCAGUCGCGAGGUGCCUUGGCUUUCGCAGCAGAAGCAGCAGCAUCCUCAGCAUCCUCCCCCUUGGCAGGUGCCUGGGUCAGGCAAGAAGGAGGCGGAGGAAGGAUGCUGGGGAGCAGCGCUGCUGUCUCCUGCCUCCUUCUCCUCGGAGAUGUGGAUUUAUCUUCCUCCUCAGUGUAGGCAGAAGAGAGGACCUCAGCCUCAGCAGCAGCAGCAGCAGCAGCCACCGCCUUUGGAGAGAUGGCUGGCCCCCUCAGCUGGACCAGGAGAAGAAGAGCAGGAGGCUUUGGAGGGGGCUCCAGACCUUGAAACUUCCCUUCAGGGAGGAGGACCACUUCUGUAAGGCGUCUCAACUCACGGUGUUCAUGACUCUGGGCCUCCUCAGUCAGAGAUGGAGCAGAUGGACUGCAAACCCUACCAGCCGCUGUCUAAAGCCAAGCAUGAAAUGGACCUAGCUUAUACAAGCUCUUCCGAUGAGAGCGAAGAUGGGAGGAAGGCAAGACAAUCGUAUGAGUCCAGAGAAACCCUUAAUGAAUACGGCCAAGAACUCAGACUGAAUUACAACAGCCACAACCGAAAAAGGAAAGCUGUUGAGGAACCCACUCAAGAGAUGGAAUUUUGCGACACCCCACACAACUUGUGCCUCGGCUACCAGGGAGAGAUGCAUGCUGUUUCCCAGCACGGCUAUCCAAUAGAGAUGGGUUCAGAUGUGGACACUGAGACGGAAGGUGGAGCCUCCCCAGACCAGGCCUUGCGGAUGUGGAUGUCGGGGAUGAAAUCGGAGCACAGUUCCUGUUUGUCGAGCCGUGCCAACUCUGCGCUGUCCCUUACGGAUACUGACCACGAAAGGAAGUCUGAUGGAGAGAAUGAAAUGCCGGGAAGUCCACGCAACCAGUUUACCUUUAGACCUCUCCCGCCGCCUCCGCCGCCACCUCACGCAUGCACCUGCAGCCGGAAGCCACUUUCAACAACCGACUCUCUCCAAGGAAGGUCUAUGACGACCCGCAGCCAACCGAGCCCAGCUGCUCCACCUCCACCAACUAGUACCCAGGACUCCGUGCAUCUCCAUAACAGCUGGGUCCUCAACAGCAAUAUACCACUGGAGACAAGAAGUCAGUGGGGGAUUUGCUGGCCCUCGGCUGUGGAAAUGCCUUCCACCAGGAAUCAGGAGGACCAUGUCUCUUCCCUCGUGCCAAGCGAAAUGCACUUCUUGUUUAAACAUGGAUCCGGUUCAUCCGCUAUCUUCAGUGCAGCCAGUCAGAACUAUCCUUUAACCUCCAACACGGUUUACUCACCACCUCCUCGGCCGCUUCCUAGAAGUACUUUUUCUAGACCAGCUUUCUCUUUCAACAAACCUUACCGAUGUUGCAACUGGAAAUGUACUGCCUUGAGUGCAACCGCUAUUACAAUUGCGCUGGCGUUGUUGCUUGCCUAUGUCAUUGCAGUGCAUUUGUUUGGCCUCACUUGGCAACUACAGCCUGUUGAAGGGCAGCUUUAUGAGAACGGACUUAGUAAGGGGAGCAAGGGCACAGAGGCCCUGGACACAACUUACUCACCAAUUGGAGGGAAAGUUUCCGAUAAAACAGAAAGGAAAGAAAUAGUGUUUCAGAAGGGACAGGCCAUAGACACGGGAGAAAUUGAAAUUGGAGACCAAGUGAUGCAAACAAUCCCCCCAGGCCUCUUCUGGCGUUUCCAGAUCAUGAUCCAUCAUCCGAUGUACCUGAAAUUUAACGUUUCUCUGGCAAAGGAUUCUCUGUUGGGGAUUUAUGGCAGACGCAACAUUCCUCCCACUCACACACAGUUUGAUUUUGUAAAACUGAUGGAUGGGAAGCAGUUGAUUAAGCAGGAGCCAAGACAUUCUGAGGAAUCCCAGCAUGCCCCCAGGAAUCUUAUCUUAAUGUCCAUGCAAGAAACCGGCUUCAUAGAGUUUAUGGAUCAAGGGGCUUGGCAUAUGGCGUUUUACAACGACGGCAAGAAAAUGGAACAAGUGCUUAUGCUGACGACAGCCAUAGAGGUCAUGGAUGACUGUUCCACCAACUGCAAUGGGAAUGGAGAAUGCAUAUCUGGCCAUUGCCACUGUUUUCCAGGGUUCCUUGGUCCUGACUGUGCGCGAGAUUCCUGCCCAGUCUUAUGCAGCGGGAAUGGGGAAUAUGAAAAGGGCCACUGUGUGUGUCGCAACGGAUGGAAAGGACCCGAAUGUGAUGUUCCGGAAGAGCAAUGCAUUGACCCCACCUGCUUCGGCCAUGGCACCUGCAUCAUGGGCAUCUGCAUUUGCGUCCCUGGAUAUAAAGGAGAGAUAUGCGAGGAAGAGGACUGUUUAGAUCCAAUGUGCUCUGGCCACGGGGUCUGUGUUCAAGGGGAAUGCCACUGCUCCAUGGGAUGGGGGGGAGUCAACUGUGAAACCUCUCUUCCAAUCUGCCAAGAACAGUGUUCCGGUCAUGGCACCUUUCUUCUGGAUACUGGUGUGUGCAACUGUGACCCAAAGUGGACAGGUUCAGACUGCUCAACCGAGCUCUGUACACUGGACUGUGGCAGCCACGGUGUUUGCACCAGAGGAAUAUGUCAAUGUGAAGAAGGCUGGAUAGGUCCAACUUGCGAAGAACGUACAUGCAAUUCCCACUGCACUGAACAUGGGCAAUGCAAAGACGGCAAGUGUGAAUGCAGCCCUGGAUGGGAAGGAGAUCACUGCACCAUCGAUGGCUGCCCAGGUCUGUGUUACGGCAAUGGGAGGUGCACCCUUGACCAGAAUGGAUGGCACUGUGUCUGCCAGGUGGGCUGGAGUGGAAUGGGAUGCAAUGUUGUCAUGGAAAUGAUGUGCGGAGAUGGCACCGAUAAUGAUGGAGAUGGUUUGACAGACUGUGUAGAUCCUGAUUGCUGUCAGCAAAGCAAUUGCUAUGCAAGCCCUCUCUGCCAAGGGUCCCCAGAUCCCCUUGACCUCAUUCAGCAGAGCCAGCCUCCGUUCUCACAGCAUCCUCCAAGGCUCUUUUAUGACAGAAUCAAGUUUCUUAUUGGCAAAGAAAGCACUCAUGUAAUCCGAGGAGAUGUCUCAUUCGAGAGCAGGCGUGCUUGCGUUGUCCGAGGACAAGUAGUAGCCAUAGACGGAACGCCAUUGGUUGGGGUGAAUGUGAGCUUCCAGCACCACAGCGAUUAUGGUUACACCAUCAGUCGGCAGGACGGAAGUUUUGACCUAGUGGCAAUCGGAGGAAUCUCGGUCACUCUGCUCUUUGACAGAUCUCCUUUCCUUUCUGUGAAAAGGACACUUUGGCUGUCCUGGAACAGAUUUAUUGUGGUGGACAAAGUAGUCAUGCAAAGGACAGAGGUGGAGCCACCCUCUUGUGACAUUACUAACUUCAUCAGCCCCAAUCCAAUUGUCCUUCCUUUUCCUCUGACAUCCUUUGGAGGAUCAUGUCCUGAACGGGGAACAAUUAUACCAGAGCUACAGGUCGUCCAGGAAGAAAUACCUAUCCCUUCCAGCUUCGCGAAGCUGAGUUACUUGAGUAGCCGAACAUCAGGAUACAAAACCUUGCUGCGGAUUAUUCUCACACAUUCCACCAUUCCUCCUGGAAUGACGAAAGUCCAUCUUACUGUCACUAUCGAAGGGCGGCUGGCUCAGAAAUCCUUCCCUGCUGCCACCAACUUGGUCUAUACCUUUGCUUGGAAUAAGACUGAUAUUUACGGCCAAAAGGUGUCUGGCCUGGCAGAAGCAAUGGUGUCAGUAGGCUAUGAGUAUGAGACCUGCCCUGAUUUUGUUCUGUGGGAGAAGAGGACUGUAGUCCUGCAAGGAUUUGAGUUGGAUGCUUCCAAUCUGGGAGGUUGGUCCCUGGACAAACACCACAUUUUGAACACACAGAGUGGUAUUGUACAUAAAGGAAAUGGAGAAAAUAUAUUCAUCUCCCAGCAGCCGCCAGUCAUUUCCACUGUCAUGGGCAAUGGGCACCAGAGAAGUGUCUCCUGUGCCAGCUGCAAUGGGCCUUCCCACACCAGUAAACUCUUUGCGCCCGUCGCCAUGGCUUCUGGUAUGGAUGGCAGUAUAUAUAUUGGAGACUUCAAUUUUGUUCGGCGCCUCCUUCCUUCAGGAAAUUCCAUCAGCAUCUUAGAAUUAAGGAACAGAGACACAAGACACAGCACUAGUCCAGCUCACAAGUACUACCUGGCCAUGGAUCCGGUCUCCGAAUCCCUUUACUUGUCAGAUACGAAUACCCGAAGGGUUUACAAAGUGAAAUCUCUCAGUGAAACGAAGGAUUUGGCUAAAAACUAUGAGGUCGUGGCAGGAACAGGGGACCAGUGCCUUCCCUUUGACCAGAGUCACUGCGGAGAUGGAGGACGAGCAUCAGAAGCAUCACUUCACAGCCCCCGAGGUAUCACUGUAGAUAAGCACGGCUUCAUUUACUUUGUUGAUGGCACCAUGAUUCGGAAGAUUGAUGGCAAUGGUGUGAUCUCCACAUUAAUAGGCUCCAAUGGGCUCACAUCAACCCAGCCACUGAGUUGUGAUGCUGGAAUGGACAUCACUCAGGUUCGCCUAGAAUGGCCAACAGACCUUGCAGUCAACCCUCUGGACAAUUCGCUGUAUGUGCUGGACAAUAACAUUGUGCUACAGAUUUCUGAAAACAGGCGGGUGAGAAUUAUUGCCGGCCGCCCCAUCCACUGCCAGGUGCCAGGCAUCGAUCACGUUUUGGUCAGCAAGGUGGCGAUCCACUCCACCCUGGAGUCUGCCAGAGCCAUCAGCGUCUCUCACAGCGGCAUGCUGUAUAUCGCCGAGACGGAUGAGCGGAAGAUCAAUCGCAUCCAGCAGGUCACGACCAAUGGCGAAAUCUCUAUCAUCGCCGGAGCUCCGACAGAUUGUGACUGUAAAAUUGACCCCAAUUGUGACUGCUUCUCAGGUGAUGGAGGAUACGCCAAAGAUGCAAAGCUGAAAGCUCCCUCUUCCCUCACUGUGUCUCCCGAUGGCACCUUGUACAUAGCUGACCUUGGUAAUAUCCGUAUUCGUGCCGUCAGUCGGAAUAAGGCUCAUCUCAAUGACAUGAAUAUUUACGAGAUUGCCUCCCCCGCGGACCAAGAAUUGUAUCAAUUCACCAGCAACGGGACUCACUUGCACACUCUCAAUCUCAUUACGAGGGACUUUAUAUACAAUUUCACCUACAACGGGGAAGGGGAUCUCACCAGCAUUACUAACAGCAAUGGGAAUUCAGUUCACAUUCGCAGAGACGCCAGUGGUUUGCCUCUCUGGCUGUCGAUGCCUGGAGGCCAAGUGUACUGGCUGACCAUAAGUAGCAAUGGGAUUCUCAAAAGAGUCUACACCCAAGGCUACAACUUGGCCCUGAUGACUUAUCCUGGCACAACAGGCCUUCUAGCAACCAAAAGUAAUGAGUACGGAUGGACAACAGUUUAUGAGUAUGACUCUGAUGGCCAUUUAACCAAUGCAACAUUUCCAACUGGUGAAGUCAGCAGCUUCCAUAGUGAUGUAGAAAAAACUAUGAGAGUGGAAAUCAACACUUCCAACAAGGAAAAUGUAGUCACAGCGACCAACUUUUCUGCUACCUCUACUAUUUACACAUUGAAACAAGACAACACGCAGAGUAUCUAUCGGGUGAGUCCGGAUGGGUCGCUGAGAGUCACCUUCGCCAGCGGAAUGGAGAUCACUCUGAAUACAGAGCCGCACAUCCUUGCAGGCAUUUUCAACCCCACAUUAGGAAAAUGCAAUAUCUCUCUACCAGGGGAGCAUAAUUCCAACCUUAUUGAGUGGAGACAAAGGAAGGAACAGACCAAAGGCAAUAUCUCAGCGUUUGAAAGAAGGUUACGGGCUCACAACAGAAACCUGCUAUCCAUUGAUUUUGAUCACAUAACAAGAACAGGGAAGAUCUACGACGACCAUCGCAAGUUCACUCUUCGGAUCCUGUACGAUCAAGCAGGACGUCCCAUUCUUUGGUCCCCCAUCAAUAAGUACAAUGAAGUCAACAUCACUUACUCCCAUUUGGGAUUAGUGACCUAUAUCCAGAGAGGAACGUGGACUGAAAAGAUGGAGUAUGACCCAGGUGGGAAGAUCAUUUCCAGAACAUGGGCGGAUGGGAAAAUAUGGAGCUACACAUACUUAGAAAAGUCUGUGAUGCUCCUGCUGCAUAGCCAACGCCGCUACAUCUUUGAGUAUGACCAGUCUGACUACCUCCUGUCUGUCACCAUGCCAAGUAUGGUGCGCCAUAGCUUUCAGACGAUGCUCUCCGUUGGGUACUAUCGCAAUCUCUACUCCCCUCCAGACAGCGGCGUGUCUUUCAUCCAGGAUUUCACCAGAGACGGACGGCUCCUGCAAACUCUCUACCCAGGAACGGGGCGCAGGGUCCUUUACAAAUACACCAAGCAGUCCAGGCUGUCCGAGAUUCUGUAUGAUACGACACAGGUCUCCUUUACCUAUGAAGAGUCAUCUGGCGUUAUCAAAACCAUACACUUGAUGCACGACGGAUUUAUUUGCACUAUCAGAUAUAGGCAAACAGGCCCACUUAUUGGUCGCCAGAUAUUCCGAUUUAGCGAAGAGGGUCUUGUGAAUGCCAGGUUUGACUACAGUUACAACAACUUCCGCGUGACAAGCAUGCAAGCCAUGAUAAACGAAACUCCUCUUCCCAUCGAUUUGUAUCGCUAUGUGGAUGUCUCUGGGAAGACUGAACAAUUUGGGAAGUUCAGCGUCAUCAAUUACGACUUAAACCAAGUCAUAACCACCACCAUGAUGAAGCAUACCAAAAUUUUUAGCGCCAAUGGCCAAGUGAUCGAAGUGCAAUAUGAAAUCCUUAAAUCCAUAGCCUACUGGAUGACCAUUCAGUAUGACAAUAUGGGCCGCAUGGUCAUUUGUGAUAUACGCGUAGGAGUAGAUGCCAACAUCACAAGGUAUUUUUAUGAAUACGAUGCUGAUGGCCAGCUUCAGACGGUUUCGGUGAAUGAUAAGACCCAGUGGCGUUACAGCUAUGACCUGAAUGGGAAUAUUAAUUUACUUAGCCAUGGAAACAGCGCAAGGCUUACUCCUCUGAGGUAUGACCUUAGGGAUCGCAUCACCAGACUUGGAGACAUUCAGUAUAAAAUGGACGAAGAUGGUUUUCUCAAGCAAAGAGGGAACGACAUCUUUGAGUACAGCUCCAAUGGUUUCCUGACCAAAGCUUACAACAGGAUCGUUGGGUGGACAAUCCAGUAUUACUACGAUGGUCUUGGGCGGCGAGUUGCCAGUAAGACCAGUUUGGGACAGCACCUCCAGUUCUUUUAUGCCGACCUCUCCAACCCAGUAAGAGUAACUCAUUUGUACAAUCAUAGUAGUUCAGAGAUAACGUCCCUGUAUUAUGACCUCCAGGGUCACUUGAUAGCUAUGGAAUUAAGCAGCGGUGAAGAAUACUACGUCGCUUGUGACAACACGGGUACGCCUUUGGCUGUCUUCAGUAGCCGAGGCCAAGUGAUAAAGGAGAUUCUGUACACGCCUUAUGGGGAGAUCUAUCAGGACACUAAUUCAGAUUUCGAAGUCGUCAUUGGUUUUCAUGGAGGACUGUAUGAUCCACUGACGAAACUGGUGCACCUGGGACAAAGAGAUUACGAUGUCAUUGCUGGGCGCUGGACAACACCAAGCCAUCACAUCUGGGAAGAACUGAAGAAUGUCCCCAAACCAUUCAGUCUGUAUGCAUUCAAAAACAACUACCCAGCGGGCAAGAUUCAAGAUGUGGCUAAAUAUACAACAGACAUUGGAAGUUGGCUUGAAUUGUUUGGGUUUCAACUCCACAAUGUCCUUCCUGGAUUCCCCAAACCAGAGAUGGAUGCUUUAGAAACAACAUAUGAACUGGUACAGCUUCAAACAAAGACCCAGGAAUGGGAUCCUGGAAAGACUAUACUUGGCAUUCAGUGUGAACUACAAAAGCAGCUCAGAAACUUCAUUUCCUUGGACCAGUUGCCCAUGACCCCCAAGUACAGUGACGGGAGAUGUGUGGAGCAAGCCAAGCAGCCCAGAUUUGCUGCCGUCCCCUCGGUUUUUGGGAAAGGCAUCAAAUUUGCCAUCAAGGAUGGCUUGGUGACGGCCGAUGUCAUUGGGGUCGCCAACGAGGACAGCCGGCGCAUUGCCGCCAUCCUCAACAACGCCCACUACCUGGAGGACCUCCAUUUUACCAUCGAUGGGCGAGAUACGCACUACUUCAUCAAGCUUGGGUCUUUGGAGGAGGACCUGGCGGUGAUAGGCAACACCGGGGGACGACGGAUUUUGGAGAAUGGCGUCAACGUCACUGUGUCUCAAAUGACUUCUGUCAUCAAUGGGAGGACUAGAAGGUUUGCCGAUAUCCAGCUCCAGCAUGGUUCUUUGUGCUUCAACGUUCGGUACGGGACAACUGUAGAAGAAGAGAAGAACCAUGUCUUGGAGAUAGCCAGGCAGAGAGCUGUAGCUCAGGCUUGGACUAGGGAACAGAGACGUCUCCAAGAUGGAGAAGAAGGUAUUAGGGUUUGGACAGAAGGGGAAAAGCAGCAGCUUCUGAGCACAGGGAAAGUACAGGGCUACGACGGAUAUUUUGUUUUAUCUGUGGAGCAGUAUCUGGAACUCUCUGACAGUGCCAACAACAUUCACUUCAUGAGACAGAGCGAAAUAGGCAGGAGGUAA